CAAUGACAGAAGAACAUAAAGAAAUCUGUGUUCUCAGAGUCUAAAAACCCCUCCCCUCGGUAAGUGGUGUGUGCCAUGGAUAUAUUACCUGAUGCGCCAGUUUCUGCCUGCAGAGCUAGCACUUAUAAUGGAUUCUUCAGGACAUCGUGUUGGCGGACUGGGUGAAGAAAAGCCCACUAACCCAGAAAUACAGGCGCUGUGUGACUCGGUAAAACAUGAUUUUGAGCAAAAAUCCGGGGUUAAUGCCGCAAAGUUUAUGGUCAUCUCCUUCAAAUCUCAAGUUGUUGCUGGAAUUUUCUACUUUGUGAAGGUGGAUCUUGGAGGAGGUCAGUUCUGUCAUCUGAAAAUAUUAGAACCUCUGCCUCAUACUGGAGAGAAAGCGACUCUGAGCGGCUUCAAGUGUGGGCUGAAGAAGGAGGAGCCCAUCUGUCAUUUCUAGAAAAUGUGUGGGGGGGGGGGAUUCAGCUCUGCAGAAAUUCAGGAAUUACAAGAAUUUUCUUUGCAAAUAAAGUAGAAAUCUAAAUUA
Bufo bufo (common toad) is the source of this 526-nucleotide messenger RNA. RefSeq names its product cystatin-A1-like. Gene Ontology annotation, cellular component: cytosol. NCBI's taxonomy places the organism in Eukaryota, Metazoa, Chordata, Amphibia, Anura, Bufonidae. The transcript has 3 exons. The coding region runs from base 92 to 439 and encodes 115 amino acids. Gene Ontology annotation, molecular function: cysteine-type endopeptidase inhibitor activity. The record is from RefSeq and is a predicted model, not a curated record.